AUGGUCAAAAGAUCAGCAUCAUCAGAAGCAGGUAGUCCGCCAAAGAGACGUAGGCGAUCGUCAACCACUUCGCUGAAAGAGGUGUCAACAUUGUCGCAUGCAGCUAAAGAGUAUGGACCUCAAUGGAAUGAUUGGCCUGCACCUUUAGCUGCAAUGGAAGAAGCGAGAGGUUUCAUCAGGGAUAUAGUCGAUAACAAACGAUCUGUAUUAAUCGUGCCAGAUAAAGAUGCGGAUGGACUCUCAGCUGGAACAUUACUGUAUCGCACCCUGAUACAUAUGAAGCACCCACCAUCACUCAUAUCAGUACAUCACCUCACGAAAGGUAAUAACGUUCAUUCGGAUUAUGAGAGGAAUAAGAUGGAUUCCAGCCGAGCAGAAAGAGUGGUAGUGUUGGAUCAAGGUAGUAGACCAGGAAGAUCCUUGGUACCCCCUCUACCCGAUCAGAAAGAGAAAAGGGUCUUAAUUAUUGAUCAUCAUAUGUCAGAUGAGUGGCCAGAACGAUCACAAGUCUUGACGGCCUGUCGAUCUUCGCCUAUAGCCACUGCGGCGCUGCUGACGUACUUGCUGCUGAGAGAUCUGCACGAGAAGAUACACGAGGAAGAAGCUUGGAGAGCAGUGGUGGGCGUUAUCGGUGAUUUGGGAACAACGGUACCGAAAUGGGGUACUGCACCAUGGCCAUCAGAGCUGGGAACAGUGUUCAAAAGACUAGGAUCGAAAGCGUUUAGUGAAGCUGUAUCAGGGGUGAAUGCACCGCGUCGUACGGCAGAAUAUAAUGUACCGAAAGCUUGGGACAUAAAGCUCAACGCUCGAUCGCCAUCUGAAUUAGCUUCCAAUGCAUUCUUGAAAUUAUGUAAACUAGAUGUUGCUGAUGAAACUGCCAAAUGGGCAAGAACUCCUCCGAGAUUCGCAAAAGAUGGAAGAGUGGCUGUAUGCACCGUGCAUACCGGCUUUCAGAUACAUCCUGUCAUUGCUACUAGGUGGUCGGGGACUUUAGGAAGAAAGAGCAGUAAGCUACUCAUGGUCAUGUGUGCAAAUACUGGUUUUCAUGCAGAUGGGAGGGUAUCGUUCUCAUGUCGGAUUGCAUCGAAUCUCCGUGCAUUACCUGAAGGUCGACAGCCAAACUUGAUUGCGUUACUAAACGAGUAUGCAGAUCGUAUACCGGGUUUCAAUGAUAGAGUGGGAGGCGAUUACGCAAGGGGUCACAAGGAAGCUACUGGAGGUAUAAUACCUAGAGCAGAAUACGAUCUGUUACUUGAAGAGAUGGGUGUCCCGCAACCUGGUUCAAGUAUCAAAUCUGAACCAAAUGUCUCAGCAUCAUCGCCUUCACCUAAAAAAAAAUCAAAGUCAAAAGUGAUCGAUCCGAAACAGGCUGGUGGGGGAUUAGACAAGUUUUUUAAAGUGCAGACGAAACCGAAAGUGCAAUGA
Kwoniella botswanensis is the source of this 1425-nucleotide messenger RNA. RefSeq lists its product as uncharacterized. The coding region runs from base 1 to 1425 and encodes 474 amino acids. NCBI's taxonomy places the organism in Eukaryota, Fungi, Basidiomycota, Tremellomycetes, Tremellales, Cryptococcaceae. The transcript has 14 exons. The record is from RefSeq and is a predicted model, not a curated record.